AUGAAAGGUUUAAUUUUAGUAGGUGGUUACGGUACCAGAUUAAGACCAUUGACUUUGACUGUUCCAAAGCCAUUAGUCGAAUUCGGUAACAGACCAAUGAUUUUACAUCAAAUUGAAGCUUUAGCUUCUGCUGGUGUCACCGAUAUCGUCUUAGCAGUUAACUACAGACCAGAAGUUAUGGUCGAAACGUUACAAAAGUACGAAAAGGAAUACGGUGUCUCAAUCACUUUCUCCGUCGAAACUGAACCAUUAGGUACAGCUGGUCCAUUAAAAUUAGCUGAAAAAGUUUUGAAAAAAGAUAACUCUCCAUUCUUUGUCUUAAAUUCUGACGUCAUUUGUGAUUAUCCAUUCAGAGAAUUAGCUGAAUUUCACAACGCUCACGGUGGUAAAGGUACCAUUGUUGCUACUAAGGUUGAUGAACCUUCUAAAUACGGUGUCAUCGUCCAUGAUUUGGCCACUCCAAAUUUAAUUGAUAGAUUCGUUGAAAAACCAGUCGAAUUCGUUGGUAACAGAAUUAACGCCGGUUUAUACAUCUUAAACCCAGAAGUCAUCGAUUUAAUCGAAAUGAAACCAACUUCUAUCGAAAAGGAAACUUUCCCAAUCCUUGUCGAACAAAAAUCCUUAUACUCCUUCGAUUUAGAAGGUUUCUGGAUGGAUGUCGGUCAACCAAAAGAUUUCUUAUCGGGUACCGUACUAUACUUAAACUCUUUAGCUAAGAAAAAUUCCGAUAAAUUAGUUAAAGGUUCAAACAUUGUCGGUAACGUCAUGAUCGACCCAACCGCCAAGAUUUCUCCAAAUGCUAAAAUCGGUCCAGAUGCUGUCAUUGGUCCAAACUGUAUUAUCGGUGAUGGUGCCAGAAUAACUAGAUCCGUCAUCUUAGCUAACUCCACCGUCAAAGACCACUCUUUAGUCAAAUCCACCAUCGUCGGCUGGAACUCUACCGUCGGUAAAUGGUGUCGUCUAGAAGGUGUCACUGUCUUAGGUGACGAUGUCGAAGUCAAGGAUGAAAUUUACGUAAACGGUGGUAAGGUCUUACCUCACAAAUCUAUUUCUGCUAACGUUCCACAAGAAGCUAUUAUUAUGUAG
Messenger RNA from Kazachstania africana CBS 2517, 1086 nucleotides. It is a transcript of the gene PSA1, whose product is annotated as mannose-1-phosphate guanylyltransferase. Gene Ontology annotation, cellular component: cytoplasm. Gene Ontology annotation, molecular function: GTP binding; mannose-1-phosphate guanylyltransferase (GTP) activity. The coding region runs from base 1 to 1086 and encodes 361 amino acids. The transcript has a single exon. The record is from RefSeq and is a predicted model, not a curated record. Gene Ontology annotation, biological process: cell wall mannoprotein biosynthetic process; GDP-mannose biosynthetic process. NCBI's taxonomy places the organism in Eukaryota, Fungi, Ascomycota, Saccharomycetes, Saccharomycetales, Saccharomycetaceae.